Molecule: messenger RNA, 1737 nt
Organism: Talaromyces atroroseus
Lineage: Eukaryota; Fungi; Ascomycota; Eurotiomycetes; Eurotiales; Trichocomaceae
Exons: 3
Coding region: 1-1737 (578 amino acids)
Biological process (GO): carbohydrate metabolic process; glycosaminoglycan metabolic process
Cellular component (GO): membrane
Molecular function (GO): beta-N-acetylhexosaminidase activity
Source: RefSeq, a predicted model, not a curated record
AUGGUCGCGCUCUCGCUCCUGGCCGUCUCGCUCCUGGCCCUCAACCCCGUCAGCGCCCUGUGGCCUGAACCAACCAAUGUCACCACCGGCACUCAGACUUUGUUCAUCAACGAAGACAUCCGGGUGACUUACAACGGACAGCCGAUUGUAUACACCGCCGGAUAUGAGCCCUCGACACUCACCAGCCACGACAUUGUCCAGGGUGGCGUAUCGCGCGCAUUGGACACCAUCUUCCAGGAUGGCCUGUACCCAUGGAAGUUCCAUUUGCGCAAUGAAACCGACUGGGAGCCGAGCCUCUUCAGCCUGAAAUGGGUGAAUUCGCUCAAAAUUACUCAGACGGCGUUCGACAACACGACCACUUUCAAGCCCUUGGCCGGCCAGGUCGACGAAUCUUACGAGCUGACUGUUGACACCAAUGGCCAGGCUGAGAUUACUGCUGUUUCGUCAAUUGGAGUCUUGCGUGCUCUGGAGACCUUCACCCAGCUCUUCUACACCUACUCCUCCAACAAUUUUUACUACACUCCUUUCGUGCCUGUGAGCAUUCAAGAUAAGCCCGUGAAAAGUCACCGUGGUAUCAUGCUUGACACUUCUCGAAACUACUACAGUGUCGCUGCUAUCCUCCGCACCAUUGACGGCUGCGCAGCAAGCAAGCUGAACGUCUUGCAUCUGCACGUCACUGACGCACAGUCUUGGCCACUCGAAAUUGAGGCCCUCCCCGAGCUGUCCGCCAAGGGUGCCUACCGUCCCGAUUAUGUCUACACCCCGGCCGAUAUCGUGAAGAUCCAGCUCUACGGUGCCGUCCGAGGUGUUCAAGUCAUUCUUGAAAUUGACCAACCCGAGCACACUGCUGCCAUUGGCUGGGCAUACCCCGAGCUGCUUACUGCCUACAACUACGAGCCAUACACCUGGUACUGCGCCGAGCCCCCUUGUGGCUCGCUGAGACUCAACGACUCCGCCGUUGACACCUUCAUGGACACCGUUAUGGGUGAAAUCACCAAGCGUGUCUACCCGUACACCGCUUACUUCCACGUCGGAGGUGACGAGGUCACCGCCAACGAUACCCUUGUCGACCCCUCCGUUGGUACCAACGCGACCGACGUCAUUGAGGAAUUGCUCCAGAUUUACACCGACAAGAGCUUCGCUCGUGUCCGCGGUGCCGGCUUGACCCCCAUGGUCUGGGAGGAAAUCCCACUUGACUGGAACGUCACCCUUGGCAGUGAUGUCGUUGUGCAGUCUUGGUUGGGAGUAUCCUCCGUCGAGAGUUUGACUAAUCUCGGAUACAAGGUCAUUGACAGCAACUACAACUUCUUGUACCUCGACUGCGGCCGUGGCCAAUGGGUCACCUUCCAACCCGGCGAGAGCUACACCUCUGACGCACCCUACAAUGACUGGUGCUCUCCCACCAAGAGCUGGGAGCUCAUCUACUCGUACCGCCCAUCUGCAAACCUGACCGCUGAACAGGCCAACCUCGUCAUCGGAUCCGAGGUCGCCAUCUGGAGUGAGACCAUCGAUGAAGUGACCCUCGAUACCCUCGCCUGGCCUCGCGCCAGUGUCAUGGGCGAGGUCCUCUGGACCGGCGAACUGAGCGAAGAAGGAUCCAGCGGAACUCGUGACCAGACCACUGCCGCGCCACGUCUCAACGAGCUCCGUGAGCGUCUGCUUGCGCGUGGUAUCAAUGCUGCUUCUGUCCAGAUGCCCUUCUGUACUGAGGGCGGUGACUGUAUCCAGCCAGCCUAA